This is a messenger RNA of Homo sapiens (human), 4272 nucleotides long. RefSeq names its product deleted in azoospermia 4 (gene DAZ4). The record is from RefSeq and is marked reviewed. Lineage: Eukaryota; Metazoa; Chordata; Mammalia; Primates; Hominidae. The coding region runs from base 209 to 2380 and encodes 723 amino acids. Gene Ontology annotation, molecular function: nucleic acid binding; RNA binding; mRNA 3'-UTR binding. The transcript is spliced from 29 exons. Gene Ontology annotation, cellular component: nucleus; cytoplasm.
AGUCGGCCUGCGCUCCUCAGCCUGGCGGUUCUACCUCCGAGGGUUCGCCCGCCCUUGGUUUUCCUUACACCUUAGCCUUUGGCUCCUUUGACCACUCGAAGCCCCACAGCGUGUUCCAGCGGACUUCACCAGCAGACCCAGAAGUGGUGGGUGAAACACUGCCUCUGUUCCUCCUUGAGCCUGUCGGGAGCUGCUGCCUGCCACCACCAUGUCUGCUGCAAAUCCUGAGACUCCAAACUCAACCAUCUCCAGAGAGGCCAGCACCCAGUCUUCAUCAGCUGCAGCUAGCCAAGGCUGGGUGUUACCAGAAGGCAAAAUCGUGCCAAACACUGUUUUUGUUGGUGGAAUUGAUGCUAGGAUGGAUGAAACUGAGAUUGGAAGCUGCUUUGGUAGAUACGGUUCAGUGAAAGAAGUGAAGAUAAUCACGAAUCGAACUGGUGUGUCCAAAGGCUAUGGAUUUGUUUCGUUUGUUAAUGACGUGGAUGUCCAGAAGAUAGUAGGAUCACAGAUACAUUUCCAUGGUAAAAAGCUGAAGCUGGGCCCUGCAAUCAGGAAACAAAAGUUAUGUGCUCGUCAUGUGCAGCCACGUCCUUUGGUAGUUAAUCCUCCUCCUCCACCACAGUUUCAGAACGUCUGGCGGAAUCCAAACACUGAAACCUACCUGCAGCCCCAAAUCACGCCGAAUCCUGUAACUCAGCACGUUCAGUCUGCUGCAAAUCCUGAGACUCCAAACUCAACCAUCUCCAGAGAGGCCAGCACCCAGUCUUCAUCAGCUGCAGCUAGCCAAGGCUGGGUGUUACCAGAAGGCAAAAUCGUGCCAAACACUGUUUUUGUUGGUGGAAUUGAUGCUAGGAUGGAUGAAACUGAGAUUGGAAGCUGCUUUGGUAGAUACGGUUCAGUGAAAGAAGUGAAGAUAAUCACGAAUCGAACUGGUGUGUCCAAAGGCUAUGGAUUUGUUUCGUUUGUUAAUGACGUGGAUGUCCAGAAGAUAGUAGGAUCACAGAUACAUUUCCAUGGUAAAAAGCUGAAGCUGGGCCCUGCAAUCAGGAAACAAAAGUUAUGUGCUCGUCAUGUGCAGCCACGUCCUUUGGUAGUUAAUCCUCCUCCUCCACCACAGUUUCAGAACGUCUGGCGGAAUCCAAACACUGAAACCUACCUGCAGCCCCAAAUCACGCCGAAUCCUGUAACUCAGCACGUUCAGGCUUACUCUGCUUAUCCACAUUCACCAGGUCAGGUCAUCACUGGAUGUCAGUUGCUUGUAUAUAAUUAUCAGGAAUAUCCUACUUAUCCCGAUUCAGCAUUUCAGGUCACCACUGGAUAUCAGUUGCCUGUAUAUAAUUAUCAGCCAUUUCCUGCUUAUCCAAGAUCACCAUUUCAGGUCACUGCUGGAUAUCAGUUGCCUGUAUAUAAUUAUCAGGCAUUUCCUGCUUAUCCAAAUUCACCAUUUCAAGUCGCCACUGGAUAUCAGUUCCCUGUAUACAAUUAUCAGCCAUUUCCUGCUUAUCCAAGUUCACCAUUUCAGGUCACUGCUGGAUAUCAGUUGCCUGUAUAUAAUUAUCAGGCAUUUCCUGCUUAUCCAAAUUCACCAUUUCAAGUCGCCACUGGAUAUCAGUUCCCUGUAUACAAUUAUCAGGCAUUUCCUGCUUAUCCAAAUUCACCAGUUCAGGUCACCACUGGAUAUCAGUUGCCUGUAUACAAUUAUCAGGCAUUUCCUGCUUAUCCAAAUUCACCAUUUCAAGUCGCCACUGGAUAUCAGUUCCCUGUAUACAAUUAUCAGGCAUUUCCUGCUUAUCCAAAUUCACCAGUUCAGGUCACCACUGGAUAUCAGUUGCCUGUAUACAAUUAUCAGGCAUUUCCUGCUUAUCCAAGUUCACCAUUUCAGGUCACCACUGGAUAUCAGUUGCCUGUAUAUAAUUAUCAGGCAUUUCCUGCUUAUCCAAGUUCACCAUUUCAGGUCACCACUGGAUAUCAGUUGCCUGUAUAUAAUUAUCAGGCAUUUCCUGCUUAUCCAAGUUCACCAUUUCAGGUCACCACUGGAUAUCAGUUGCCUGUAUAUAAUUAUCAGGCAUUUCCUGCUUAUCCAAGUUCACCAUUUCAGGUCACCACUGGAUAUCAGUUGCCUGUAUAUAAUUAUCAGGCAUUUCCUGCUUAUCCAAGUUCACCAUUUCAGGUCACCACUGGAUAUCAGUUGCCUGUAUAUAAUUAUCAGGCAUUUCCUGCUUAUCCAAAUUCAGCAGUUCAGGUCACCACUGGAUAUCAGUUCCAUGUAUACAAUUACCAGAUGCCACCGCAGUGCCCUGUUGGGGAGCAAAGGAGAAAUCUGUGGACCGAAGCAUACAAAUGGUGGUAUCUUGUCUGUUUAAUCCAGAGAAGAGACUGAUAAAUUCCGUUGUUACUCAAGAUGACUGCUUCAAGGGUAAAAGAGUGCAUCGCUUUAGAAGAAGUUUGGCAGUAUUUAAAUCUGUUGGAUCCUCUCAGCUAUCUAGUUUCAUGGGAAGUUGCUGGUUUUGAAUAUUAAGCUAAAAGUUUUCCACUAUUACAGAAAUUCUGAAUUUUGGUAAAUCACACUGAAACUUUCUGUAUAACUUGUAUUAUUAGACUCUCUAGUUUUAUCUUAACACUGAAACUGUUCUUCAUUAGAUGUUUAUUUAGAACCUGGUUCUGUGUUUAAUAUAUAGUUUAAAGUAACAAAUAAUCGAGACUGAAAGAAUGUUAAGAUUUAUCUGCAAGGAUUUUUAAAAAAUUGAAACUUGCAUUUUAAGUGUUUAAAAGCAAAUACUGACUUUCAAAAAAGUUUUUAAAACCUGAUUUGAAAGCUAACAAUUUUGAUAGUCUGAACACAAGCAUUUCACUUCUCCAAGAAGUACCUGUGAACAGUACAAUAUUUCAGUAUUGAGCUUUGCAUUUAUGAUUUAUCUAGAAAUUUACCUCAAAAGCAGAAUUUUUAAAACUGCAUUUUUAAUCAGUGGAACUCAAUGUAUAGUUAGCUUUAUUGAAGUCUUAUCCAAACCCAGUAAAACAGAUUCUAAGCAAACAGUCCAAUCAGUGAGUCAUAAUGUUUAUUCAAAGUAUUUUAUCUUUUAUCUAGAAUCCACAUAUGUAUGUCCAAUUUGAUUGGGAUAGUAGUUAGGAUAACUAAAAUUCUGGGCCUAAUUUUUUAAAGAAUCCAAGACAAACUAAACUUUACUGGGUAUAUAACCUUCUCAAUGAGUUACCAUUCUUUUUUAUAAAAAAAAUUGUUCCUUGAAAUGCUAAACUUAAUGGCUGUAUGUGAAAUUUGCAAAAUACUGGUAUUAAAGAACGCUGCAGCUUUUUUAUGUCACUCAAAGGUUAAUCGGAGUAUCUGAAAGGAAUUGUUUUUAUAAAAACAUUGAAGUAUUAGUUACUUGCUAUAAAUAGAUUUUUAUUUUUGUUUUUUAGCCUGUUAUAUUUCCUUCUGUAAAAUAAAAUAUGUCCAGAAGAGGCAUGUUGUUUCUAGAUUAGGUAGUGUCCUCAUUUUAUAUUGUGACCACACAGCUAGAGCACCAGAGCCCUUUUGCUAUACUCACAGUCUUGUUUUCCCAGCCUCUUUUACUAGUCUUUCAGGAGGUUUGCUCUUAGAACUGGUGAUGUAAAGAAUGGAAGUAGCUGUAUGAGCAGUUCAAAGGCCAAGCCGUGGAAUGGUAGCAAUGGGAUAUAAUACCUUUCUAAGGGAAACAUUUGUAUCAGUAUCAUUUGAUCUGCCAUGGACAUGUGUUUAAAGUGGCUUUCUGGCCCUUCUUUCAAUGGCUUCUUCCCUAAAACGUGGAGACUCUAAGUUAAUGUCGUUACUAUGGGCCAUAUUACUAAUGCCCACUGGGGUCUAUGAUUUCUCAAAAUUUUCAUUCGGAAUCCGAAGGAUACAGUCUUUAAACUUUAGAAUUCCCAAGAAGGCUUUAUUACACCUCAGAAAUUGAAAGCACCAUGACUUUGUCCAUUAAAAAAUUAUCCAUAGUUUUUUUAGUGCUUUUAACAUUCCGACAUACAUCAUUCUGUGAUUAAAUCUCCAGAUUUCUGUAAAUGAUACCUACAUUCUAAAGAGUUAAUUCUAAUUAUUCCGAUAUGACCUUAAGGAAAAGUAAAGGAAUAAAUUUUUGUCUUUGUUGAAGUAUUUAAUAGAGUAAGGUAAAGAAGAUAUUAAGUCCCUUUCAAAAUGGAAAAUUAAUUCUAAACUGAGAAAAAUGUUCCUACUACCUAUUGCUGAUACUGUCUUUGCAUAAAUGAAUAAAAAUAAACUUUUUUUCUUCAAAUGUG